Molecule: messenger RNA, 2976 nt
Organism: Triplophysa dalaica
Lineage: Eukaryota; Metazoa; Chordata; Actinopteri; Cypriniformes; Nemacheilidae
Gene: c13h1orf198
Product: chromosome 13 C1orf198 homolog
Exons: 4
Coding region: 14-1006 (330 amino acids)
Source: RefSeq, a predicted model, not a curated record
AGCUGUUGAGGAAAUGGCGGCCGCAGCGAUGGCAGGGUUCGUGGCGGAUCCUCCGCACCUUACGGAGGCCAAAAAACUGGAAUAUUUCUCCUCCAUUAACUCAAUGGCUCGUAAGAUCAUGGAGGAGAGGGAGAACAUAAAAGAGGGAUACGGUUCUGAAUGGGAUCAGAUGACUCCAGCCGAACAGGACACAGCAAUUGAUAACGGCAUGAUGGAUCCGCGGAUCCGGGCUCGGUACGCCAUGCACCGGGUGGACCGAGAGGAGGUGAUCUGUUACCCGAAACUGCUCAUCCAGACCGGACAGAAGAUCGUACACUUCGGAGAAGAGGACUUAACUUGGCAAGAUGAGCACUCAGCCCCCUUCUCUUGGGAGACUAAGAGUCAGAUAGAAUUCAGCCUGGUCUCUGAAGCCACAGAACCAGUCGUUCCCUCUGUAGUCAACGAAUCUAAAACUAAAACCCCUCAAAGUAACAAGCUGCCCAGCACUGACGAAUCCUCAUUUUGGAAGAUCAGCGCUGAGCGCUCCAGACUGGAGGGUGAGAAGGCAGAAUUUCAGUCUCUGACGCCGAGCCAGAUCAAGUCUAUGGAGAAGGGGGAGAAGCCGUUGCCCUCGUACCUCAAGCCAGAGUUGGUGUCAAGGGAGCCGAAGGAAGCCCCCGCCUCAAAACCUGUUAAACAGAGGACCACCAGACCACCCGCUCCACCUCCCCCAGUCCCCAUCAGCGUGACUCCUGCGGCCAUGAGUGUCAACCCAACGCCUCCGGCUCCGGUGUCUACGUCACAGGAAGGGUGGGAGAGGGCCCAGAGCACCCUUCCCUCUGUAAGCAGCCCUCUGGAUGAGGUGUUCAGUCCUGGGCUAGUCACCGGCUUCUCGACACACUCCAAUAACGCAGCAAAAGACGACGAUAAAGUCAGUGGGUCGCCCACCUCCAGUCCUUCCUUCGCACAGUUCAACACAAGCAGCAGCAUCCUGAAGACCGGAUUUGACUUCUUGGACAAUUGGUAAUGCUUUAAUAUCCAGAAGAAACCUUUCCAAGGGACUCCACGAACACUACAGACCAACUUAUUUUAAUGCUUUAGAAGUUUAUUUAGGGUGCCUCUAUAUUUCUACAACUUUGUUAAAAACUUCAUCUGUUGAAUCACUCAACACUAGUUACUGAAUGUAUGAGCUCAUUCACACACAAACUCAACCCCCCAGACCCCUGGCCGUGGGUCCCACAGUGCUGUUCCGAACUGCAGCACAUGCCAAAUUCUUCGCAAAAUUUCCACCUAAAUCUGUUACUCUCAUAACCAGGGAACAGAGCUUCCAUUAUUGAAGGACAAAAUGGAGAACGUUUCUUUCACUUUAAUGUUGUUCCUUUGGUUUUACAACAAAACUGUUGAUUAAAUACACAUAAUAUAAUAAAUUGCUUUCAUAUCAAGCACGAACUGCAUGAGCUGAAAACCGGACCUACUUUUGAAAUGGACAUAAGUGUGGUUCCCGGCAGCUAAACCUCUAGUUUGAAUGCCACAUCGCUCUCACUGCCCUCCUCUUUUUCCUAUUGUUAUUUCGACCUUAAUACUAGUGUUAAGAUGCUUCACUUUACUUAUAUGGACCUAAAUGAGGAAUUGUAGCAUGGUUUUCAGGAAACAAUGUGCAACUUGGUUGUUUUGUAGACUUUAUAUGCACAAUAUUGUAAGCUCCUUGUGUAGUUUGCUGUACAUUUAGUAUUCAUAAGCAUUUUUAUCUUUCGAAAUGCUUUUCUACUGUACAACAGAGAGGACUUGAUAACUUAAAGCAAUACAACAUUAAAAUCCUUGAAGGAACAGUUCCCCCCCCCCAAAAAAAACCUGUGAUUUACCACCCCUGGGUUGUUCCAAAUUCCAAAUAUACAUUUCUUUGUUUUGAUGAACACAGAGAAAGAUAUUUGGAAGAAUUGGUACCAAACAGUUCUUGGCCACCAUUGUCUACCAUGGUAGGAAAACAUUGCUUUAUAAAUGUAUUAGUUCAUUUGAACACAAAAGAAGAUAUUUUGAAGAAUGUAGGAAAGCAACAGUUCUGGGGCUCUUUUGACUACUCUUGAAAUGUUUCCUGCUAUGAGGCUCAAUUGUGUCCAAGAACUGUUUGGUAACAAGCAUUCUUUCGAAUAUCCUUCUUUGUGUUCAUCGGAACAAAGAAAUCAAUACAGGAUGGAAGCAAACAAAGACAUUAGAGCUUUUAUUUGUGGGUGAACUGUCCCUUUAUGCCAGAAACAUACUCUAUACAAGUAUGCGAAUGCUUGGCCAGCGCAUAGCAAGUGUGGAUUAGCUAGCUAUAAACAUGUUUACUUUUACGAACUUUCUUGAAAUUGUUGUGUCGCCAAACUAUUGUUAUGACCUAAAGAAAAUACUAGAGCUGCACAUUAUUGUAGAGACGUAAUGCGUUAAUGCAAUAACUUACUAAAUUGUGCUAAACGCUAUACAAUAAUAUUUUGAGUUUAACAUUUUACUUGUAUUUUAAAUUAAAUUGUUUUAUCUUUCUGAGAAAAAAAAGCAACUCUACAACUUCUGAAAGCAAACAUCUAUGUUUUACUUUUGAAGUACAUUUAAUACAAACCAGACAAUAUAACGCACAUAUAAAUGUUUCCUUUCUCAUUUAUUUGAAGUAUUAGAGUUAUUCAGUCAUGGCAAACCAUUGCGGUAUUCAUAUCGUGAUGUGAUGUUUUGGCAUAUUUUGAUAACCUUGAUUAAUUGUCUGCAAUACCACUCUUUGUGCCACAUAAUUUAUUGGAUUCUGAUGGAUUACGCAACAACAUGUACAAUGGAACUUGCGUUGCUAAGUAGCUAGCGUUUGCGUUCAUGUACUUGUGUAGAGUUUGCACGUCAAGUAACUAGGUUGCAAGGGUAGAAAUACUUUUGAAGCUUUCUUUGCGAGAUGCUAAAUAUGUGGCCUGGAGCCAGACUUUAUGCAUUUUUAAAUCUGUAAUGUAAAAAAAUACAAUUAAAGAAAGACAUUAA